This is a messenger RNA of Entrophospora candida, 2799 nucleotides long. The record is from the annotation of a GenBank genome assembly. Lineage: Eukaryota; Fungi; Glomeromycota; Glomeromycetes; Entrophosporales; Entrophosporaceae.
AUGAACAAUUUAGUAAAAUUAAAUAAUUCAUUGUCUAGAAAAUUUAUAAUUUCAAUAUUUACAUAUUUCUCAAUAUUAUUUUCUACGUGUUUAUCAUAUAAUAAUGAUGAUAAGAAUCUUCAAAAAAGUAACAUUUUCAAUAAACGAGAACCAUUAAAAAAUGAUACAGCUUCAGAUACAACAAAUAAUUAUAUGAAAGAUAUGCUAAAUGAGACAUCAACAUUGCUUUUAGAAAAUAAAAUAACAUUAAUAGUUGUUGGAGCGGUGUUUUUUAUAUUGUUGAUUAUUUAUUUUUAUGCUCGGAAGAAACAUAAGGAGGGAAGAAAUACAAUUAUAUUUACAACAACAUUGAUUAUAGUAGAUUUAAUAUUAGAUCUUGCAUUUUUAAUAAAUAAUAUACUUAGACCUGAUGGUAGAUAUUUACUAAUUCCAAGUUUGGUGGCACUUGCUUUACCAGCUGGAGUCAAUUUAUUAUUGGCAUUGACAGUAAUUAUUAACCAAAGUCGCAACAAAAACAAUCGGAAGUUUAAAACUUGGUUACAUGGUCAUACAGGUUUUGCUUCUGCAAUGACAAUUUUAUCAAUGUUAAAUAUUGAGGCCUUGAGGAUAUUAAAUUCAAAUUUUUUAGAUAAAGAAAUUUUCAGUGCUAAAUUUAAUCAAAAAGCUUUAAAAAUAAUCAUUAUUGGUGGUUUGAUUAAUAUGUUUAUUGAAGAUAUACCACAACUUGUAAUUUUAUUAAAAAACUAUGCUGGAAUUGAUAUGUUGAAUCUAUUGAUUACAACUGAUAAACUUGGUCUUGAAAUUUCUAUUGAUGAUUUAUUUUCCCCACGUGUGAAAGAUGCAGUAUUCAGUACUAUAUUUGGACUGGCUGCCAUUUUUCUAGGUGGUGUCUUAUAUCAAUCAUGGUAUGAGUGGCAUGUAAGUCAUAAAGUAUUAAAAGCAUUCACCAGUUCGCUACCUUCACUAAAACCAGAAACGAUUUAUCUAGAGAAAGAUGAAUACAAGAAUUUGUUUCAGGCAAUAGAAGGUAAUACAAAAGGAAUGUAUUAUUUGUUGGUGGGGGAAAAUGGGACAGGAAAAUCACAAAUGGUAUUUCAAGCGAUGGAGAAAUGCAAUCAGUUUGGUGUGGUUAUUUGUGAAGCUCAUUCCAACACAGAAAUAUUUAAAACACGAUUGGGUAGAUCAUUGAAUUAUACUUUUAGAGAAGAUUACAUUGGUGGAUUGUUUGCUAGAGAAGCUCCAGAACGAGGAUCAGCAUUGUUGGAUAUUGAGAAGGCAUUGAAUGUGGUUGAGGGGGUGGCAUACAAAUAUAAAGGAAAGUAUAAUAAACCACUUGUGCUCAUAAUCAAUGAUAUUCAUGCAUUAAAAGAUGAUGAAGAUGGUGAAGAUAUGUUAGAACUGUUGCAACAAAGAGCUGAAACAUGGGCUUCAUGUAAUGUUGUCACAAUGAUUUUUAAUACUGAUGAUUAUUGGGUCUAUGAAAGAAUGAGAACGAGUGCUUCGCAUAUGGAAGUUGUUAGAGUACGUGAUUUGAGCAAGGAUGAGGCAAUUGAAUUCCUGAAAGAUAAAAGAAAAGAUAAAAUAAAUGGAUGUGAAUCUGAUGAAGUAUUGGAGAAGAUUGUGAGUGAAUGCAUCGGUGGCAGAAUAUUAUAUUUAAAUAAAUUGGCUAAAGAAACUAAUAUAGAUUUAUUUGGUAAUAUAUUCUUUUCUGUUGCUGCAAAUAAAUUAAAGGAAGAACAGAAAACUUGGUUGAUAAAUUUGAUUGGCUUAAUUCCAAACUUUAAUGGAUUGGAAGUUGAAUCACAACGAUAUGCAGUAGCAGCUUGGAAAUUGAUUCGAGAACUAGUUCAUUCACCAACAAAAGCCAUAUCAAUGGUUGAUGCAAGAUUAAUAAUUGGUAAUUCAAGAUAUUUGAAAAAAUUAGAUCAUGAUGGAAUAAUAAUGGUUGAUCAGGACAAUAAAAUAAAACCAGACUCUCAGAUUAGUUAUGUUAUUUUUGAAGAGAUAAUCAAAUCGCCAAACUUCAAUCAGAUACUGAAAAAAGUUGAUCAGAAAUUAGAGGAAACUGAUAAAAAUCAAAGAAUUAGAGAAAUUAUUUGGAGUUAUGGAAUUAUUAGGAAUUUUUAUGAUCUUGAGCAUAUUAAGAAAAGUUUUUAUAAUAUUGUUGAUGAUUUAGAAUUGGUUUGUAAAAGAUUACAAUUUAACAACAUGAUGAAUCUUAUAUUUCAACAAAUUAAAGGAAAUAAAGAGUCACUUGAUAAUCAUUUCAAUGAAAUAUGGACAUUAUGUAUGGAUUUUCAGAAGAAUGGUGAUAUAAUUGAUACAAGUAGAUUGAUAUUAGUGAAAACACUACAGGAAUCUAGAAAUCGGAAUCAAUCACUACAGGAACCAUCUGAAAAUAGGAAUUCAGAAGUCCAAGCACUACUAAGAAUUCUGCUAAAAAUAAAUAAAGAUCAUAUACAAGAUUCGCCAAUUACAAACGAUGAAAGGAGCAAAAUUGAUGGAAUGGGAGAUGCAAAGGUGGCCAAUUUUGAUAAAGAAGUACAAGAGUUUGUUCCUUGGAUGGCACCAGAGAAAUUAAAAGCAAAAGGCAUAGUGUAUGAUUUUUGUUCUGAAAUGUUUAGUUAUGGGAUGUUACUUUGGGAGCUUGUUUAUCAAAAAAUACCAUAUAAAGAUUUUAAAGUGAAUGAUAUUAAUGAUUAUGUGUUGUCUGGUAAACGAGAAGUUUUAAAGAUUGGGGUAAAAGACAGAGAAAUUCAAUAUGUAUUAAUUGAAAUUAUCAAAAAAGGUAUAAUUUGA